GUAAUUGGACUUGUGAGUGCAUUUUGGUUUUACUCAUUUUUUUUUUGUGGAUCUUAUUCUUCUCCCGAAAGAUAACCAAAAAUGGUCUUGCUUUUCAAGCUGGAUUAAAAGUGAAAUCCCCAGCAAGGGGUGUGAACAUUAGCCUCUGCUUCCUUAUUAAUAGCUCCCACUAAAAUGUUGUUAUCAAACAGUACAUUGGAUAUCAGCUAAGCACAGCUCAGUGGUCCAAGUGACUUCUUGUGAUUUCCCAGUUGCAAUGGCUUUUGAAAGACAUACAGGCCCCCGCCAUUAUACUGCGGGAACAAUGUCAGAGCGAUUUGAUUGCCAUUACUGUCGAGCACCACUUCAAGGGAAGAAGUAUGUGGAGAAAGACGGCCACAACUGCUGUGUGAAGUGCUUUGAGAAAAUAUGUGCUAACACUUGUGCUGAGUGCAGAAAACCCAUUGGUGCUGAUUCCAAGGAGCUGCACUACAAAAACCGCUACUGGCAUGACACCUGCUUCCGAUGUGCUAAAUGCUACCACCCUCUGGCCAAUGAGCAGUUUAUUGCUAAAGAUAACAAAAUAAUGUGCGCCAAAUGCACCACAAGAGAGGACUCCCUGAGAUGCAAUGGAUGCCACAAGCAGAUUUUGCCAGGGGGACGCAAUGUUGAAUACAAAGGCAGUGCCUGGCAUGAGGAAUGCUUCAUAUGCAGCAACUGCAAUCAAGCAAUUGGGGCAGGAAACUUCUUUCCUAAGGGGACUGAUGUGUUUUGUGUUACAUGCCAUGAACAAAAAUUUGCAAAGCAAUGUGUGAAAUGCAAGAAUCCUAUUACUACUGGAGGCAUAACUUACCAAGAUCAGCCAUGGCAUGGCGACUGCUUUGUGUGUGAGACCUGUCACAAGAAGCUUGCCGGGCAGCGUUUCACUGCUGUAGAGGAUCACUACUACUGCGUUGAUUGUUACAAGGCAUUUGUGGCUAAGAAGUGUUCUGGGUGUAAUAAUCCAAUCACAGGGUUUGGGAAAGGAUCCAAUGUUGUCAACCAUGAAGGGCAUUCCUGGCACGAGUACUGCUUCAUUUGCAAGAAGUGUUCCCUCAACCUGGCUAAUAAGCGCUUUGUUCGCAAUAAUGAGCAAAUCUACUGCGCUGAUUGUGCCAAAAAACUCUAAAUUAGUAGUGAUCUUGCUCUCUUGUGUUCCUUAGCCAUUUAUACAAAAGGCAAUAUUCUAAAUACCUUAUAAGGUUUAGCAAUUAUUAGCAUGUACUGCACCUAUUAUAUUAGCGACUGAAUCAAGAAACGCAUGGCAUUCAUUUGUCACCUCGUAUACUAGAAACAAUGAUUUUCUGACUAACACAAAAAUUUAUUUUAUGCAUAAUGCAACAUAACUGCAUGGCAGGAAGCUUUUAUGUAUUUACUUUGCACAAAUGAAAUGUAUUAGUAAUGCUAUAAAAAAAAAUAACAACUAAUUUUGUACGACAGCUUAAUCCUGCAGUGAAAAUUAAAUAUUAAUAAGAAGCAUUUACUAACAAACCUUACAAAUUUUGUGUCUCAAGUAGUAGAGUUUAUUCAUUUACGUUUGAUUGACACAUUUAUGGUUCUAGUUUCUUUAAAAUAAGUUUUAAACUGGCUAUUGAUAAUUCAUUUUUCCCCUAGACUAUAUUUGUUAGGCUUCAACAUUUGUAUUUAUCCCACUUUGUUGGAUAUAGAGCUUAUCCCCUAUACUGUGCACCCUCUGCCACUUCCUGACAAAUCCAGGAAUUAUCUGAGGUUUUAACAUUUUUUAAAUGGAGAAUAGAAUCCAUAUAUAACAGUUCCACUUUAGAGGGAUAUACUAACACUUCAACUGCUCUAUUUUAUUAACAAAGUCUUCUGACCUCCAUGUGUUAAAGGCUUGAAAACGUAGGCAAUGUUGAUAACCAGCAUUGAGAAAACGCCUGUGUGUAGCAUGCAAUCAGUCGACCUCUCUGUAGCUGUUUAAUGAAUAGUAUAAACCAGACAUUCUCAAACUUGGCCCUAUCAGCUUGCUGAGCAUCAUGGAAAAUGUAGUUCUAAAACCUCUAGAUGGCCAAGUUUCAGGAACUGGUAUAAACAUAUAUUCUUUUAAAUUCUAUAGUACUGACAAAUGAUAGUCUUGUUUGAACAGUGUCACAAUUAUGUCAUAUUGAUACAUAAUUAAAUGAUAUGCAUAAAACCAUCUACUGGUACAAUAUUACAACUCCUUCAGUCAGUAUAUCACACUAUAAAAAUUGCAAUAAGAAACAGCUUUGCUGAAAAUUCACCGUUGUCUAAAACAUUCUGUAACCAUAAACAGAUUCUGCAUUGGAAAUUAUAACUAUGUUUGGAUUGCAAAUAAUUGCUUCUGUACACACUUAAUAAAAACACAAACUGUA
Messenger RNA from Bombina bombina (fire-bellied toad), 2369 nucleotides. RefSeq names its product four and a half LIM domains protein 1. Gene Ontology annotation, biological process: muscle organ development. The record is from RefSeq and is a predicted model, not a curated record. NCBI's taxonomy places the organism in Eukaryota, Metazoa, Chordata, Amphibia, Anura, Bombinatoridae. Gene Ontology annotation, molecular function: transmembrane transporter binding. The transcript has 6 exons. Bases 257 to 1147 code for a protein of 296 amino acids.